Messenger RNA from Cetraspora pellucida, 186 nucleotides. The record is from the annotation of a GenBank genome assembly. Lineage: Eukaryota; Fungi; Glomeromycota; Glomeromycetes; Diversisporales; Gigasporaceae.
AUGAAAAAUGCAGACAUCACUAAUAUAGACAGUUCAGAUUCUAUUAAUAUUGAUGAUGUCAAUCAUAUUUUAAAAAUAAACAAAAUAAUUGAAUCUGAUCAAGAAAAAAUCAAGAAACCAACUAAAAAUAGUAAAACAACUAAAAAUAGUUUAGCUAUCGAUAUCAUUGAUUCUGAUCAAGAAUAA